Molecule: messenger RNA, 1346 nt
Organism: Lineus longissimus
Lineage: Eukaryota; Metazoa; Nemertea; Pilidiophora; Heteronemertea; Lineidae
Exons: 4
Coding region: 76-609 (177 amino acids)
Cellular component (GO): extracellular region
Molecular function (GO): hormone activity
Source: RefSeq, a predicted model, not a curated record
GGGUUAUUACUUGGACUACCCUCGGAGGAAGAAUAUCAAAUCGUGUCGUCUGCUCCGCAACUCAAACAACAGAAAAUGAAGCUGUUUUUGUUCCUUGUUGGCCUUUGCCUUGCGAUUGCAACCUGCAAUGCUUGGUUCAUGGCACCCCGAGAGAAGGUACCAGCUGCUGCAGAGAUUGAUGAGCAGUGCGUCGCGUUGGCCCGCGCGGGUUCCUGCGACAUGUACGACUGCAUGGCACAGCGACACCAGUGCGACAUCCUCCUGAAGGCUGCCAAACCAAUGUGCGUUACCAUGGAGCAAAAGAGAGGACAAUUCAACCACCAGGGAAAACUUUGGCUUAACGCGACCAGACCCUGUCUCCAAGAAGCACUGAUCCUAGAAUACAAGAAGACUGAGCAUAACUGCGACGAUCUCAAGGACAUGAUCAAGGAGAAGUCCAGUCACUGCGCCAUCAAUGUCCAGCCAAGCGUAUGUGACAUCUUUGAGGCCAACACUGGAGUUCUAGUCUCAAGUCAGAAUUCUGAACUUGGAGAUUCUUCGGCUGUAAUGCGCAAAUGUGGAUGGACUGUCUUCACCUCGUACUUGCGUUAUAUGCGCGAAAGCGGUUAAGGCUGACCAAGGCAAUCAUUGACAAUAAAAACACAUUGUACAUUGUACAUUUAACACAUGGUUUUCAUUGAUAAAUUAUUGACUGAGAUGCACUGUGUCAGUUUCGCCUCAUUGCUCAGUGUCUGAAAGUUUCUUUUCGGACAGCUGCCGUCAGGGACUGACCAAACGCUAUUUCACUGGCUGUACAUUUCAUUCAUUUGGUGACAGAAUCGGCAAGGAUGGGUAAACCUGUCUUCGCAUUGGCAGUACACGAGGGAUAGUUCUCGAGCAGUCGAAACAGUCUUCAGUCUGCGGCGGAAAAAAGACACGAUAUUAUGCUAACGCUGGGGCAGUGUCAUUUGAUUCGGCACAGCCUCGAAAAGUUUAUCUUCAAAUCGUAUGAGUCUUGUUUGAGGUAAAUGGGCAAUUAUCAAAAUCAAUUUGCCACUGGAUAGGAACGUAGACGUUCAGAGGGCGAACGAGUUUACGUAUGCGUUAUAUGUUACGUUCUGCGUUUUUCAUAAAUCACUGGCUUGGUUGAAACCAUUGUUGAUUUUACCAUCCCUAUCCAGGCACAGGCGAACGUGUAUUUGGUUUUGGGUGUGCUUGACCUGGGUCCCUGAAACUGACCCUUAACGACGGAUGGCUACUCGCCAUAUGAGGGGGAAAGCAAACGACUACAAACAUUUGUAUAUCAACGCUAGUUAGCAUUUUGUAUUUUUACUGAUCUUCUAAAAUAAAGACAAAGAAACAACCAA